Erigeron canadensis is the source of this 1449-nucleotide messenger RNA. Its product is annotated as UDP-glycosyltransferase 76H1-like. The coding region runs from base 1 to 1350 and encodes 449 amino acids. NCBI's taxonomy places the organism in Eukaryota, Viridiplantae, Streptophyta, Magnoliopsida, Asterales, Asteraceae. The record is from RefSeq and is a predicted model, not a curated record. The transcript is spliced from 2 exons. Gene Ontology annotation, molecular function: UDP-glycosyltransferase activity.
AUGCCGGACCAAGGCAGGAAACGGUGUCGUUUGGUUUUGCUAGCAAGUCCACUUCAAGGCCACAUGACACCCCUGCUUCAGCUUGGGACAUACCUUCACUCCAAAGGGUUCUUAAUAACCAUUGCACACUCUGAGUUUAACCGGCCUGAUCCUUCUAAUCACCCAAAUUUCAUAUUCCUACCUCUAUGUGACAACUUGUCCGCAACUGAUAUCUCUUCUGGGAUCGGCCAAGUGGUGAAAGUUGUCAAUGAUAAUUGCAAACCCCAUCUCCUGGAAUACCUCAUUCGGGUCAUAAAUGCACAAAAAGACACAUAUGAAAAGGAAACAAUUGUUAUCAUCCAUGAUAAUCUUAUGUAUUUUGCUGCAUCAGUUGCCCGCGAGCUGGGUCUACCCAAUAUUAUAUUGCGCAGCAGCAGUGCCACUUUCUUUCCUGCUAUCAUGAUGAUCCCUCAACUUCAUCAACAAGGCCGAUUACCUGUACAAGGUUCUUUGUUGCAGGAAACAAUUCUAGAGCUUUAUCCUCUGAGAUACAAAGAUCUACCUUUUAUUGGCCUCCCAGUGGAAGCAGCCCUUCAAUUAAUUAACUUAAUCAUUCCCCAAAUAUCCCCUGUUGCUUUUGUUUGGAACACACUUGAAUUUCUUGAACAACCGGCACUGACCAAGAUACGCAAUCACUACCAAGUUCCAGUCUUUACUGUUGGCCCGCUGCACAAAAUAAUCCCAACUCCUUCUACUAGCUUCAUAGAAGAGGAUAUCAGUUGUAUCUCAUGGCUAGAUAAACAAGAACCCAAAUCAGUUAUCUAUGUGAGCUUAGGAAGCUUAGCAAAUGUGGAUGAAAAAGUAUCAAUUGAAAUGGCAUGGGGUUUAGCCAAUAGUAACCAACCAUUCCUAUGGGUGGUUCGGCCAAGUUUGGUUACUGGGUUCGAAUGGAUUGAAUUUUUGCCCGAGGAUCUAGUGGCUGAAUUGAAGACAAGAGGUUUAAUUGUGAAAUGGGCACCGCAGAAGGAAGUUUUGGCACAUAAUGCGGUUGGUGGAUUUUGGAGCCAUUGUGGUUGGAAUUCAACUUUGGAAAGUUUAUCUGCAGGGGUUCCAUUGUUGUGCCAACCUUUUGAGGUGGACCAAAAGGUUAAUUCUAGGUAUUUGAGUUAUGUGUGGAAGAUAGGUGUCGAAAUUGUCAUGGAGAGAGCGGAGAUUGCAAGUGCCAUCAGAAGUGUAUUGGUAGGCAAGGAAGGGGAAGAAAUGAGGCAAAGAGCUAUAGAAAUUCAAGAAAAGGCUCAGGUUGCAUAUAGCAAUUGUGGUUCUUCGCAAAACUCCUUAAAUGAUUUAGUAGAGUUCAUUUGGUCAUUGUAAUUAUUGUUCAAAUGCAACAUUAUAACAUUGUAAGAUCUAAUAAUGUCCCCUACAAAAUUGUCUGAUUUAUGCAAGAGAAACAUUUUAUUGUCACUAAAA